GCGUCGGCCCCGCAGCCCCCGCGCCGCCUCCUGAGCCUGGGCUGGAGGCGGAUUCCUCUCUCCGGGUUUUCAGAGCGCCUUUCCCAAACCGCCUCCCCGCCCAGAGAGGGAGAAAGAUCCUGGGCGCAAUCGCUCCCCGGAGCGGCCGAGGGGCGCGCGGGGAGAGGCCUGCGCCGGGGUACUUUUAAACUGUGGCGCGCGCACACACUCACACCCACCCAUACAUACACGCGCACACACACACACACACACACACACACACACACACACACACACACGCACACACACACGCCCAUUUAUAUAGACGGCGGCCACGACAGUGAGCGCACGAACCAUGGAGCUGAGCCACCCGACUCGUGUUGGAAGCAAGUGAGGAGAGCCCAGGCGCACCCCGGGAUUUCUGUGCCCGGAGCUUGUCAUUCUCCCCAGGGAACCGUGCGCCUAGAGGAAGACCGGCUGGACUGAUUUGCUAGGGAGAGGACUGGGAAGAGGAGGGGGCCAGGUGAGCAAAGCAGCCCCUUGGCGUUUCUGGACUGCCCGGAUCGAGCCUCGCCGACUGCUGCCCUACCCUUGCUCAGGUGGGCGCGCCUGGUCCCCAGCUAGCAAGGGGAGCUCGGAGAACAGAAAGUCGCGACCCGGCUGCGCGGGAUGCCUUUCGCCAAGCGGAUCGUGGAGCCGCAGUGGCUGUGCCGGCAGCGGCGCCCGGCGCCCGGCCCAGAGGAGGACGCGAGUGGAGGCAGCGCUGAACCGACACCGCCCCUGCAGCCGCCUGGCCGGCAGGAGGAGGCCGAAGCGCCGGGGCCAGAGGAGCCACCCCGCGUGCCCUCUUUGCCUCUCGGGCUGCCACCGCCUUCGCCGCCGCUGCCUGCGCCAGCUAAUCAGGCUCAGCAACCUCAAGGCGAGGCGCCUGUGGCCAGCGAGGACAGCUCGGCGGGGGUCCCGGAGGCGGCGGCGCCCGCUGCUGGCGAGGCGUCCUCGGCUGCGGCCGCGGCUGUGCUGCUCAUGCUGGACUUGUGCGCCUUCAGCAACGCCGCGCUGGCCCGCGUCCUCCGGCAGCUCUCGGACGUGGCCCGGCACGCGUGCAGCCUCUUCCAGGAGCUCGAGAGCGACAUUCAGCUCACCCAUCGUCGCGUCUGGGCGCUGCAGGGCAAGCUCGGCGGCGUGCAACGAGUUCUCGGCACGCUGGACCCCAAGCAGGAGGCAGUGCCCGUCUCCAACCUGGACAUCGAGAGUAAGCUGAGUGUGUACUACCGGGCCCAGUGGCACCAGCAGAGAAACAUCUUCCUCCCAGCCACCAGGCCACCCUGCGUGGAGGAAUUGCACCGCCAUGCCCGGCAGAGCCUGCAAGCCCUGCGCAGAGAACACCGGAGCCGUAGUGAUCGUCGAGAGCAGAGAGCUGCUGUGCCCCUGUCCAUAGCUGCUCCACCACUGCCAGCCUACCCUCCAGCUCACAGCCAGAGGAGGCGAGAGGUGAAGGACCGCCACUUCCUCACGUUUAACAGCACCCGUUCGCCCUCCCCUACUGAGUGUUGCCACAUGGCCCCAUGGAGUAGAAAGUCCCACCCCGCAGAGGAUGAAGAGACAGAUGUCAUGUUAGGGCAGAGGCCAAAAAACCCAAUACACAAUAUCCCCUCUACACUGGACAAGCAGACCAACUGGAGCAAAGCACUACCUCUUCCAACGCCGGAGGAGAAGAUGAAACAGGACGCCCAAGUGAUUUCUUCUUGCAUUAUUCCCAUCAAUGUCACUGGAGUUGGUUUUGACAGAGAGGCUAGUAUACGCUGCUCUCUUGUUCAUUCACAAUCCGUACUCCAGAGGAGACGCAAACUGAGGAGGAGGAAAACCAUCUCUGGUAUUCCCCGAAGAGUUCAACAAGAAAUAGAUUCUGAUGAAUCACCAGUGGCGAGGGAAAGGAAUGUGAUUGUGCACACAAACCCAGACCCCUCCAACACUGUCAACAGGAGGUCUGGAACCAGGGACUCUGAGUGCCAAACCGAGGAUAUUCUGAUUGCUGCCCCAUCCAGAAGGAGAAUCAGAGCUCAAAGGGGUCAGAGCAUUGCAGCUUCCCUUUCUCAUUCCGCUGGCAACAUUUCCGCGCUGGCAGACAAAGGUGACACCAUGUUUACUCCUACAGUGAGCACUCGCACAAGAUCUCGCAGCCUUCCUCGAGAGGGAAACAGAAGUGGAGAUGCUGAGCCCAAAGUUGGUGCUAAACCUUCAACAUAUGAAGAGGGGGAGCCUUUCAUGCAUGACCACGAAAGAGUCCCUAAUGACUGCAGUGAGACUCCAAGCAGUCCGAGUGCACAGGAACACCAGCCUGUUUUGGGCCUGGCCUGUUCUCAACAUCUUCACAGCCCCCAGCACAAGUUAAGUGAAAGAGGGCGGUCACGUCUAUCCCGAAUGGCCGCCGAUUCUGGCAGCUGUGACAUCUCCUCCAACUCAGACACCUUUGGGAGCCCCAUCCACUGCAUCUCCACUGCCGGCGUCCUCCUCAGCAGCCACAUGGACCAGAAAGAUGACCACCAGUCAUCCAGUGGUAACUGGAGUGGGAGCAGCUCCACAUGCCCCUCACAGACCUCAGAAACAAUCCCUCCUGCAGCUUCGCCUCCUCUCACUGGCUCUUCUCACUGUGACUCUGAGUUGUCACUAAACACUGCCCCUCAUGCGAAUGAGGAUGCCAAUGUCUUUGUGACAGAGCAGUUGAAUGACCACCUGGAUAAAGUGAGAGGCCACCGGACAAACUCCUUUACCUCCACUGUUGCAGAUCUGCUAGAUGACCCCAGCAUCAGCAACACAAGUGACAGCGAGUGGAAUUACCUACACCACCAUCAUGAUGCGUCUUGUCGCCAAGAUUUCAGUCCUGAGCGUCCCAAGGCAGAUAGCCUUGGCUGCCCAAGCUUCACAAGCAUGGCCACUUAUGACAGCUUUCUGGAAAAAUCCCCAUCAGACAAAGCAGAUACUAGCUCUCACUUUUCAGUAGACACGGAAGGAUACUAUACGUCCAUGCACUUUGACUGUGGUCUUAAAGGUAACAAGAGCUAUGUCUGUCACUAUGCAGGCCUGGGCCAAGAGAAUGGCCAGGGUGUUGGCGUUCCUCCUGGUCUUCCGGACUGUACCUGGCAGGACUUCUUAGACCAAAGGAGGCCAGGGAGACCAAGCAUCUCUUUUAGGAAACCAAAGGCAAAGCCAACCCCACCUAAACGUAGCUCAUCCUUGAGGAAGUCUGAUGGAAAUGCAGAUGUUACUGAGGUGAAAGAACCAAAGAUAAGCAGUGGCCAACACCUGCCUCACAGUUCCAGGGAAAUGAAGCUGCCUCUUGAUUUCUCCAACACGCCUUCUCGAAUGGAAAAUGCCAAUAUCACCCCCAAGCAGGAAUCAUCUUGGAUAAACCAGAGUGAACAUGGUAUUAAAGAACCUCAAUUAGAUACUCCAGACAUUCCACCAUUCAAAGAUGAAGGUGCUGAAUCAACUCACUAUGCAGACCUCUGGCUUCUAAAUGACUUGAAAACAAGUGAUCCUUACAGAUCCCUAUCUAAUUCAAGCACUGCUACGGGUACCACAGUUAUUGAAUGCAUCAAAUCUCCAGAGAGCUCUGAAUCCCAAACCUCACAGUCAGAAUCAAGAGCCACCACUCCAUCUCUUCCUUCUGUUGACAAUGAGUUUAAACUGGCUUCACCAGAGAAGCUGGCUGGCCUGGCAUCUCCAUCAAGUGGCUACUCAAGCCAGUCUGAAACACCAACAUCCUCUUUCCCUACAGCUUUCUUUUCAGGUCCUUUGUCUCCUGGUGGUAGCAAAAGAAAACCUAAAGUCCCGGAAAGGAAAUCCUCUCUACAGCAACCCUGUUUAAAAGAUGGAACCCUCUCACUGAGUAAAGAUCUUGAACUUCCUAUUAUACCUCCCACUCAUCUUGACCUAAGUGCUCUUCAUAAUGUCUUGAAUAAACCAUUCCACCACCGUCAUCCAUUGCAUGUUUUUACCCACAAUAAGCAAAACGCAGUAGGAGAAACGCUGAGGUCCAAUCCGCCACCAUCUCUUGCGAUUACUCCAACAGUACUAAAAUCAGUUAAUCUUAGGUCCAUCGGUAAGGCUGAAGAAGCUAACCAAAAAGACGGCAAUGGCACAGAUCUACCCUACUUAGAGGAAAGUGCUUUCACAAUGGCUGCCUUGUCUCCUGGUAAGAUUAGGCCACAUACAGCAAAGAAAUCAAUAACACGCCAGUUCUCUGCUGAAGACCCUAUACUGUCCUUUAUAGACUCCUCUGCAGUUGAGAUGGGACAAGAGAAGUUACAUUUGGAAAAGACCUUGACUCUGGAUGUGAAGAAUCACUGCAAUCCAGAAAUGGGAACCUCAACUGGUAGCAAUCUUUUAGAUUCAAAUGUCCUAAAAGACCAAAUACAGAUGGGGAGUGAGCCUAUUCCAGAAAAUACAGCAAGUAAAAAUUGUGGGGUUUUCACAGAAGGAUUUCAGAGGGCAUCUGCUACCCACCCAAAUGAUUUAGAUGGUAAAAUAAUGCAGUACGGAGCUGGUCCAGAUGGAGCCCCAGAGCAGGUACAGAAGGCAUCCUCGGUGGAUCAAGAGGAAGUUCCACAGCCAGAACCUGUGGAUGGAAUCACACCUCAGUCCAACUCACCAGCUACAACAACGGACAUAAACAACCAACUUAAACAUCAGCUUGUUAUGAGCCGCCACCACGACAAAGUGCCUGGGAAUAUUCGCUAUGAAUCAGAGCUAUCAACUACAAAUUCACUCCUUGACAAGUGUUCUGAGCAACAAAAUAAUGCUUCAGGUAUUUCACCCAAAAGUGCCUCUGAUAAUGGCAGGGCAGACGAGAGCCAAGGAAGUGUGGAGGAGGUGUCACUGAAAGAAUCAUCACCAAGUGACGACUCAGUCGUUUCACCACUUAGUGAAGACUCUCAAGCUGAAGCAGAGGGUGUGUUCCUGUCUCCAAACAAACCUCGAACAACUGAAGAUCUAUUUGCCGUCAUUCAUAGAUCCAAGAGGAAAGUACUUGGAAGAAAAGAUUCUGGGGACAUGUCUGUUCGAAGCAAAUCUAGAGCUCCCCUUGGCAGCAGUAGCAGCAGCUCCAAUUCUGUGACUUCAUCCAGCAGCAGUGUGACAACCGCAAAUAGCCAGAGGUCUCCUGGUCUCAUCUACCGGAAUGCCAAGAAGUCCAACACUUCCAACGAAGAGUUUAAACUGCUGCUCCUCAAGAAAGGCAGUCGCUCUGAUUCCAGUUACCGCAUGUCUGCCACUGAGAUCCUGAAGAGUCCCAUCCUGCCCAAACCCCCUGGGGAGUUUACCGGGGAGUCCCCGCAAAGCCCUGAUGAUGUCCAUCAGGUGUCACCUGGGGCCGAGGCAUUGUCUCCACUCUCUCCGUGCUCCCCACGAGUCAAUUCAGAAGGGUUUUCCUCCAAGAACUUUGCCACCUCAGCAUCAGCAAGGGUUGGACGUUCGCGGGCGCCCCCUGCAGCCAGCAGCAGCCGCUACAGCGUCCGGUGCCGGCUGUACAAUACGCCCAUGCAGGCAAUCUCCGAGGGUGAGACCGAAAACUCGGAUGGAAGCCCGCACGACGACCGCUCCUCCCAGAGCUCCACAUAGACUGCCUGUUCCGAGCUGUCGCCAAACGCCCAAACCCUUAGUUAGGAGAGGAUGUAGGAACGCCGCAGGGGACUCAAGAGAAAUCGCAACAAAAUGGGGGUAGCAUCACUGUUUAGCAAUGAAUUCUAAAUAUAUGCUGGGGAAACAGAAGGUGGUUUAAUCAUUCUUGAUUAGUUUCCGUGUUUUAAGUAACUGUACCUUCUCCCAUGGUUUUCUUAAGCUUAGUUUGAGUUACCCAAUCUCAUUCCCUUAGUGGAUACAAAAAUAUCUAAUUUUCGUGAAACCUACACAAGGUUUUCCCAGAGCUGCCUAUUCAGAAACUAAAACCCUCACUGUCAUGAUUAUUUAACAAGAUGAAAUUACUCUGGAGGUUUGGUAUUUUUUUACAUUAAAAUGAACUAAAGCAAAAGUUAGAAGAAAGAAUUACACAUAUGUAAAUACCAUAUUUUUGAUAAAAGUGUGUAAAUAGAUUUAUCAAUGAUGAGUGGACAUGUGGCCAAUUAUCUACUGCACACCAACUGUUUAUAGAACACAAAAAUAAAGUGUAAUGGUUGUAUUCUGUGAAUACCAUUUUCCUAUGAAAUACCGUAUGUAAAUGUCCACCAAUAUUUCUAAGUGAUAAACCUCAAAUAUGAAUUUAAAACUGCUGAAAUAAAGGAAAUCUUGAGGUCACAUACAGAAAUAUGAUUAAUUUUAAAAUAAUGAAUUUAAACCUAAUUAUUUUUGUGACAAAUUACAGCAUAAACAAAAAGUAACAGCAACUCAUCGCUGUGAUUUGCCAAUAUGGUAAUUUGGACAGAAUGAAAAGCAUGCUUUUGAUUUUUUUUUUAAUCAAGAGAAGUUAUCGUUCUCAACACAAAGCCCUGAAAAACAGCAUUUGACAGUGUCCUUUAGUUUUUAAUUUUUUCAUUGGAUUGCUUUAAAGAGAAUGGGUAGGGAAAUCCGUAGUUAAUUUUAGGUUAUGUUUUAUAUUAGGCUACUGGGUACAUAAACAGUCAUAAUCUAAUGACUAUACUCUUUAAACUCCUGGAACAGUUUAGCAAUUAGCUCCAGGUUCUUAAACUAACAAAAAUUAAACCUAAGCAUGCCACAGAGCUAUUGAUUUAUCAGUAAGUAUUUCAGUGAAGCUUUCUCUCUGUGCUGAUGAGAUUCAUGCUACCUAAAAACUAACAGAAAUGACACUGUGAACAAUGUAUUUGGGGAAUAGGUAUGUGUAUAUGCAUUAUUUAUAUUCACCAUUAAACUGGGAAUGGGGAACAGCUCUGGUUCACAAUGCUACAUACAACUGAGUUUUUGUCUGGUUUUACUAUAUCUGCUUGAUGGCAAAGAGGGGGGUGGUGGGUGGGCAAGGAAAUGUCAGGGCAAAUGCUCUGAUAAAAUGAAGGCAGGGAAACAAGCUGAAUUACUUGAAAUUACUUGAAUUUUCUUGUCUUAAAACUGAAACAAAUGAGUUGAAAUCUGCAAGUGGUUUUUACACCUCUGAUUUUAACAUGAACUGAUACUAAUGUUCGGGAUCAUAUGUCAGAAAUAUAAGCAGCUGUGUACUUAGAAUAGGUUUCGAAUGGGAGAGGUAGAAAAAUAGAGAGAACUCAGAAGGGAUAUAACCUAUAAAAGACUAGAAUGUAAUUAGAAUGAUAGAACAUACCAGGGUUACCAAGAAAUUGAUAAGCAGCUGGCUUAAAGCCUAUGCAAGUGGUAUUUGGGAAAGCAGGAUGUGUGAAAGAGGGUUUGCAGUUUGGAGUUUACUUGUGCAAAAUGAACGAGAAAGCCUAGUCUAAGAAGAUACCGUCUUUUAAUAGAAAUGCUUUCUAAGAUGUUAUACAUUAAGAAUUAGAGAAUCUGAUUGCUGUUGGUGUUUUGUUUGUUUGGAAAGAAAAAAAAAAGUCUGGCUUCUAUGAUUUGUUUUUACUACCAAAUUGCGUUACUUAUUUUCUUGUCAUUGUCGUCUGUAAAAUGGGUGCUGGGGGUGGAGGGGUAGAGGAAGAGAUUAAGAUGGGGGAAGAGAGAAAAAGGGAGAGAGUGUGUGAAUGUGUGUGUGCACGUGUGUUGGGGAUAGAUAAGCUACUGGUAAAGGGUUUGAACAUUUACAAAGUGUUACACUUUUUAUUAAAAGAAAAAUCAUUUGGGGUUUGAAAAAAAUCAACCAUAAUUUCUUAUUGGAACACAUUAAUUAAGAAAACCAGCAUGGUUUGGCACCACAUGGGAACGGGAACAAAUCUGUCUCAUGCUUUGAAAAAUACAUGUGGCAAAAUUUUAAAACUAAAGAUUUUAGACAAAUGUGAUAAUAAACCAUCAUUUCCAGUCACAAUAAGUGAUCUUUUGUAAUUUUCAUAAAAGCAGUUCGUUUGCAGUAUGGCUUUUGUGUAGUUAGGGGUUUUUUAAGCGUGGAGAAAGGUAUGUGGGCUUUAAAAGUAAUUCUAAAUCUUGAAUAGAAAACACAUGAAUUGGCUUUAAUAAAAAUGUCACCUUUUUAUUAUUGACAUUAAUUUAAGUAAUAUUACCAUAUAUAUUUUAAAAUACAUAUUGACUUGAAUUUUGAGGCAAUAAGAUACCUUCUAUAAGUAAUGAUCACAGAAUUAACCCUUAUAAUAUAGUUUUACUUAUUUUGUUUACUCUAAAAAUCUAUAGCAGAGUUUCUCUAUUUUAUUAUUUCAUAGAUUUAAAAAGAAAAAAAACCCAAGUAAAGAUGGAUUUAAAUUAACUGUGGAAUAAUAUUGAGUAGCAAACUUUAGUAAAAAAAGGAAAGCAAUUCCUUAAUAAUUUGGAAUAUUCUGUAUGGCUUUAUUACAUAACAAAGAAGACCAAGAUUUAGAGCUGUCUUUAACAUCGCUGCUGGCUUGAAGCAGAGUACACACAUUAGGUAUUGUAAAGAACACCAAUCCAAACUUUUCUUGUGUUGUUUGCACUGAUGCUAAUUUUUUUGUUCUUUUAUGUUUAUACAACAUGUUACGUUGUGUGAGUGAAAAUGUUUCCUUUUUUUAUAUCGGCUUUGAUUUUUGUUCUUUUGGUUUUGGCUAAGUAGAGGACAUGGACUAGUAGUAGCGAACAAAACAUGCUGUUUGCUCUUGCCAAAGGUCAGUGAGUGAGUAAGUCUGCUGCAGUGGUGGCACUUAGAGAAUUAGAUCGUGACAAAGAUUUAAAACUAUCAAGAAGGUUACAGUGUAACUAUUUUGGUACUAGAACCAGUUCAUGCUGGCCGAAAAGACAAUGGUUUAGGGACUUGCAUCCAUUUUGUAUUUUUGUAAUAUUUGUAAAUACGAACUUUUUAAAUUGUUGCAAAGAUGGUUUCUUUUGUAAGAUGUUUUCAACGUUUACAUUCAAUCCAAGCCUUUGUAUAUUUUAGAGCUGUGCAACACUUUAAGUCUUGUAUUUAUUUUUAGUAAAAACGGUGACAGUUUCAUUGUGAACCCCUCUCAAAAAAUGUACCAGAAAAGUUUGAUUACCUAGAAAGUGUGUAUAGAAACUGCAAAUAAACGUGACUGCAAUUAAACAACUGGUUUUUCCCUCA
This is a messenger RNA of Cavia porcellus (domestic guinea pig), 9106 nucleotides long. It is a transcript of the gene Nhs, whose product is annotated as NHS actin remodeling regulator. The coding region runs from base 649 to 5598 and encodes 1649 amino acids. The transcript is spliced from 9 exons. NCBI's taxonomy places the organism in Eukaryota, Metazoa, Chordata, Mammalia, Rodentia, Caviidae. Gene Ontology annotation, biological process: lens development in camera-type eye; cell differentiation. The record is from RefSeq and is a predicted model, not a curated record.